AUGGUAGUUCAGGAGACUCAUCGACAACCAGAAUACGAAGGUGCAGAGGACCUUGGCCAUGGUGCCAGCACAGGACGGAUGAAUCCUCUAGAUUCGUCCACCUUCCGAGGGCCUGAAGAGCAUUCACGUUCGACUCUCCACCUCGUCGAGAGAUCUUCGAGGCUUGGCCCGGCCUGUUGCUCAGUCUCCCCUACUCCCGGCUUCGCACGACCGCGUCUGAAUCCAGCUUAA
This is a messenger RNA of Protopolystoma xenopodis, 231 nucleotides long. The record is from the annotation of a GenBank genome assembly. Lineage: Eukaryota; Metazoa; Platyhelminthes; Monogenea; Polystomatidea; Polystomatidae.